AUGACUAAAAGAGGUGGAAAAGCUAAGGUAUUAGCACCAGGAAAACUUCAAGAAGAACGAAAUCGCAUAAUUAACAAGAAGCAUAUCGUUAGGAAACCUGCUCAAACAACAUUGUCUAUGCAGGAUGCAUCAUCGGCACCAACACCAGCUCAGGCAGCACCGUCCGUGCAGGUUGCAUCGUCGAUGCCGACAUCAGCUUCGAAAAAAUCAUCUGUGCAGGCUGCAUCGUCGAUGCCAACACCAGCUCAGGAAGCAUCGUCCGUGCAGGUUGCAUCAUCAAUGCCAACAUCAGCUUCUAAAAAAUCGUGUGUGCAGGCUGCAUCGUUGAUGCCAACACCAGCUCAGGCAGCAUCGUCCGUGCAGGCUGCAUCGUCGAUGCCAACACCAGCUCCAACUGUAGUACCUGUUCAUGCCACUACCUCUGAGAAAUUCAGUUUUAUGCCUACUCCAACUUUAAGCCAUCAAACAAUGGCUGGCCCUCAAAGUAUAAACCUUCAAACAAUGGCUAGCCCUUCAAAUUUGGCAGAGGAGGAAGAUGUGGAUGCUGAUGAGGAUGAGGCGGUGGGUCAAGAAACUAUUACCCCUCUUGUGCCAACAAUAGAUGAGAAUGGGAAAGUUAUUAUAAAACCAUCUGGUACUGGGCUAGUUCCUGCCAAAGAAGUUGCUGGUGCCAUUAAUUAUGCGAUACGCAAACAAUUUUAUAAACCUAUACAUCAUUGGUCUGCACUCGAUCCUGAUACGAAAGCUGAUUGGUUUAAGUUGUUUGGAGAGAAGGUUUCGUGGGAUCCUUUCGAUCAUGCAUUUGUCUAUAGCGCAUUUGAAAAAAAAGGAAGAAAACGAUUAAACGACAUGUUGGGGAAGGCGAGGAGAAAAGGGACUCGACCUUCAUGGAUUAGUGAUGAUGCUUGGGUUGAACUUCAAACUUAUUGGAAAAAGACCGAGUUUUUGGCUGUGUCUUCUCAAAACAAGACCAAUCGAGCUUCCGCAAGAGGCGGAGCAGUCCACACCACAGGCCGUAAGGCUCAUAUUGAUGUUGCACUUCAACUUUCACGUGAACUUCAAAGGGAUCUGCGUCCCGAUGAGUUAUUUUUAAAAACACACAAGAGGAAAAAUGGUGAAUGGGUUGACAGUCGUGCUGCAUCUACUUAUUGUUUUGAGAAAGGUUAUGCAGAUAGGAUUCAGGUUUUUUCUACUGAUUUUAUUGAUGAGGAUUUCGUUGAUGCUUGUGCUGUUUUUUAUGAAAUUGAAACGCAGGUUGAAAAAUCAAUUAGGAAACUAACUAUUACUAACUAUGUGAUUUGGAAGUGUUUCAGACUGAAGACUUUUAAAGAGAAGUUUGAUGCAGAACUUCAGCCAACUGAAGAAGGGAAUGGAGAGGUUGUUCAGGUGUUAGAUGGAGAGCGUGUAAAUCAGCUAUGGACAGAGGCUGCUGGGGGCCGUAACCGUGGUCGGGUUUAUGGCGCUGCAGAUUUAGCUAUUAAUCUAAAACGUGGAUCAAAAAGUUUUACCCAACAAUCUCAAACUCCUCAACACUCUAUGUUUGAGAUGUCAUUAGAAGCUGAAAGAGCAGCUAGAAUUAGAGCUGAACAAAUUGCCGAGGCUGCAACGACCCAAUUACAAGAGGCUAACGAAGCAAUGCGAGCUGCUACCGAGGCUGCAAAAGCUGCUACCGAGACUGCACAAAGGAUGGAGAGGGAGAUGAAUGCUUGGAAGGAAUUUAUGAUGAAGAAAUUUGACACUUCAACUUUUGUAUCACAUUCUCAUCAUUAUGAUGACGAUUUGGAUGAUCAAUCAUUAGAUGAAGAUUGA
Lathyrus oleraceus (garden pea) is the source of this 1809-nucleotide messenger RNA. RefSeq lists its product as uncharacterized. The coding region runs from base 1 to 1809 and encodes 602 amino acids. The record is from RefSeq and is a predicted model, not a curated record. Lineage: Eukaryota; Viridiplantae; Streptophyta; Magnoliopsida; Fabales; Fabaceae. The transcript is spliced from 7 exons.